Messenger RNA from Colletotrichum truncatum, 1299 nucleotides. Its product is annotated as C6 transcription factor. Gene Ontology annotation, molecular function: zinc ion binding; DNA-binding transcription factor activity, RNA polymerase II-specific; DNA binding. Gene Ontology annotation, biological process: DNA-templated transcription; regulation of DNA-templated transcription. The record is from RefSeq and is a predicted model, not a curated record. Lineage: Eukaryota; Fungi; Ascomycota; Sordariomycetes; Glomerellales; Glomerellaceae.
AUGGAGUCUUCAAACACUCAGCGACGGAUCACAAAGCGAUCAUCAUACGCAUGCUCGCGAUGUCGGAGGCAAAAGAUCAAAUGCUCUGGAUUGCAUCCGUGCAACAACUGCACGCAGCGGCGGCUGACAUGCAUAUUUGACGAGCGCGAUAAUAAGGUUAUGGUAACGCAAGGAUAUCUGUCUGAGCUUCAGCAAAAGAUUGCACGUUUGGAAAGGCUUCAAGCGAGGGCAUUUGCCGAGCAGAGUCUAAGAAGUAGUGACGCUAGUGCUGGACGCACAGGAGCCCAACAAGAAGAUGAAUACGCGGAUGCUUCACAAUUCGAUGAGCAGCGUAGGCAAAGUUACCACGGCCCUGGCGCAGUUCGGCGGGGCUCUCCGUUCAGGGGCCAACAGGAUGGAGAUGAUCCUGACCUCACAAAUCCACUUACAGCAACACCAUCACGCUAUUGCCUAUCGGCGUCAAAUGGAAUGGCUUACUUCCUCGGUGCUUCAUCAAACUGGUCAUUUUCUCGUCAAGUGCUCAGUGUUACCCAUGAACACGUCUGCCAAGCACCACUCCCUACAAAUAGCCUUCUUUUCGACGGUUGCGCCUAUGAACUUGGAUGGGAUGGCUCUCGGGUCUCCCAGACAUUGGAUAACAGGUUGAUACCCAGUAUUGACUAUGCCAUCUUCCUUAUCAAUGCGGUCAAGUUUCACUGCGGUCAAUUGUUCCAUCUUUUUGAGGUGGACGAAUUCAUGACCAAUAUGCACAAUUUCUAUGCCAAAUCUUCCGCUGACAGAGCAGAAGAUACCAGCCUUUGGUAUAUCCACUUCCUCGUUAUCCUUGCCUUUGGCAAGAGUCUCAUCCAGCGAAAGAACCAAGGGAAGAGACCUUCAGGCGCAGAAUUCUUUGCCAGGGCUCUCCAGCUCUUGCCGGAUGUCACCGCUCUGUGCAAGGAACCGAUUUUAUCAUCCGAGAUUCUAUGUGCUAUUGCUUGGUAUUACCAAGCCUUGGACUUCCGUCAUGCCGCUCACAACUUCAUUGGCCAAGCUAAAAGUAUGGCGAUGAAUCAUGGAAUGCACACAGACAUGCCGGUAAUGGAUCUGGGUCCAGAACUUGUUCAGAGGUGCCGCAAGAUCUGGUGGACGGUUUAUGUUUUAGACCGACAAAUGAGUUCGCUGAUGGGGCUCCCUCAGUCGACUCUAGACGAAGGUGUUUACUGCCAGCUUCCGUCAUAUUCGGGCUCCGUACAACGCACGACGGCACUGAGCAUGCAGAUCAAGUUUGCUCGUAUUAUUGCCGAGAUCAGUAGCAGUUAG